Messenger RNA from Effrenium voratum, 698 nucleotides. The record is from the annotation of a GenBank genome assembly. Lineage: Eukaryota; Dinophyceae; Suessiales; Symbiodiniaceae.
AUCGAGCCGCUAUCGAGCACGGCCCGGAGUGGAUGGAUUGGCGCUUCGGGGCGGAGGAGUGGGGCGUGAUGCACCUCUUUGCCGCAGUGGGAGCCACUAACUUGGCACAAGAGCUGUUGGUUUCCUUGACGACGGAGCAACAGCACCAAUGUGUGAACCUGCAGGACUGCCGGAAGAACACUCCACUGCAUUUGGUGCCUUACUACAUGGGCUGCAUUUUGGUCUCCGGCAGCGGCGAGCCUCUCUUCCACGGCUGCUAUUUCCCGCACCGCGAUUUUGGCUCUUUGUGCUACAAGAAGAUGGGCUUUCAGAAGAACUCCUUUAUCCGCAUUGCCAUCCCGGACGACGACGACAAGGCUCUGCAGUGGCGCUUUGAAGACUCAGAGUGGUACUGGCCCUACAUCAGCCGAGGGAAGAAGGCCCACAAGGAAGAGGUCCCGGUGGACAGCAGCUGCUGGGACUUGUGCGAGUCUAACAGCCGCACCAUGCCCAGCUUCGUCUACAAGGACAUCGACCAGAAGUGUCACUCUGAGAUGGUGGCAACUCUCAUCGACAACCAGGCGGACGUCUUGCGACGAAACGACCGGGGCCGAACGCCCUUGAUGGAGUGCCUCCACCGCCCGGUGUCCCGAGCGUCCCACAAGGCGCAGGCGGAGCUGUGCCUGGAGUUUAUGGGCAUGAGGCAAUCGGACACGCCA